GGGCGAGGUGGGUGGAUCACGUGUCAGUCGGGGGUCUCCGCGGUGAUCAGCGCCGACUAUGCACCGCUCCGCCGCCGCCGCUCUAGGAGCGGCGCUGCUGCUGGCCGUGCUGGCCGCGGCGCGGGCCGAGGAGGCCAGCGUGGUGGGCGAGCCGCUCUCCAUCGCCGCCUUCAACGUCCAGCGCUUUGGCAUCACUAAGAUGCAGAAACGAGACGUCAUGGACCUGCUGGUCAGGGUCCUGUCCCAGUACGACAUCACGCUCGUGCAGGAGAUCGUGGACGUCUCGGAGGCGGCCAUCCACAACCUGACGGCGCGGGUGGCCGCCGCCACCGGCCAGCCUUACAGCGUCACCGUGUCGCCGCGGGUCGGCAGGAACGCGUUCGAACAGUACGCCUACGUCUAUAGAUCGGACCGCGUUGGAGUACGGAGCGCCCUCAUGUACCCGGACCCCAGCGACGUGUUCGAGCGGGAGCCGUACAUCGUCACGUUUGCCCUCGAUGACGUCCGGUACCUCAGCGAGCUCACCCUGGUCGGCAUCCACACCCAGCCCAGAAAGGCCGACGUUGAGAUUGACGCACUGUCGGACGUGCUGGACUACGUGCAGCAGGAGAUGAGCGCCAGUAAUGUCGUCCUAUUGGGCGACUUCAACGCCGGCUGCAGCUACGUCACGGAGACGGAGUGGGCGGUGAACCGACUGAAGAGUCGCCAAGACGUUGUGUGGACCAUCGCCGACUACACAGACACCACCGUCUCAAGUACAAACUGCGCCUACGACCGGAUCGUGCUGAACGGAGACGCCUUGCUGGACGCCGUGGUGGACAACAGCAUCGGCCCCCUUCCGCUACGACGAGGCCUGAAGCCGAAGACAGUGAGGGCGGCCGAGCAGUACCUGUACCCGCUGGACGUGUUCUCCGUCACCGACCGGCGCGGCGUGCCGGCCGAUGACGUCAGAGCUCUGACCACCGCCGCUGAUACGGCCCAGUACGACGUGCUCGGCCUCUACGACGCGCAGAGUCAGCUGGUCAAGGUCGAGGCUUCGUACAGGUCCUACAAGCUCUCAGGCGAUGGAAUCUUGGACACGCUUAUCAGCUUCCAGACUAAGUUCCCCAGCAUCGUCUCCAACUACGACCUGGGUCUGCUGCGCUACAAGGUUUCCUGCUCCAUGGCGUCCAAGCCUCGCUGCCAGGUCACCGUGGAGAAGCGCACACUCGUGGCCUGA
Messenger RNA from Pollicipes pollicipes, 1219 nucleotides. Its product is annotated as deoxyribonuclease-1-like. Gene Ontology annotation, molecular function: deoxyribonuclease I activity; DNA binding. Gene Ontology annotation, biological process: DNA catabolic process. The transcript is spliced from 9 exons. NCBI's taxonomy places the organism in Eukaryota, Metazoa, Arthropoda, Thecostraca, Pollicipedomorpha, Pollicipedidae. The coding region runs from base 59 to 1219 and encodes 386 amino acids. Gene Ontology annotation, cellular component: nucleus. The record is from RefSeq and is a predicted model, not a curated record.